AUGUCAGAUCUACCCAUCAUGGAGCCCGACUGUAGUCGAAUGGCCACCGACAGACCACAACAGAGUGUUGAUACCCAAAUCCACAUGGAUCAUAGAGAUCACGGAAGUCAUGCAGAUACCAAUAUGCAACUUGUGCUGGCACCAUCGCAUACAGCUUCGAGGACCUGGAAGAGCAAUCACAUCCUUGAGAAAGAAGAGUAUGAGCGCGUACGCCAACGUGUCCGCCAUGUUGCACCUGAGCAGUUCAAGCAACACGCAAGACCAUAUGGCAACCCAUCCAAGAUCUUCCCUCAAAAUGGCAGCGAGUGGACGCAGCACAAAGCUGAAGUCGCUGGUCUGGCCGCGGAAGAACAUGAAAAGAAUGCGAGGGCUCUCAGAGACCAACUCGAGGCUUGGAAAUACGUCCCGAAAGAUCAGCGGAAAAUAGUUUCGAAAUUCGGCGAGCAAGGCAAGAUCUUCAAAGACGGCAUGAGUCCUGUACUUGCAAUACCUACAAUCUGGUCUGCUGAAUACGUGGGUACCGUCGCCGACUGGCCAUUACCGGCGGAAAUGAAAUGGAACGGUGACAAUCGGGAAAGCAAGCUAGCAAGAACAAAGGUCGGACGGUUCCUACCACCACCACGUGCUCCAUCUCAAUCUACUGUCGCAUGGCACGAUCAGCCUUUCAUGACUCCACUACCUCUUGACCAGACCGGUCCGGUGUACACCAGCGGCCCAGCACCUUCCGAAGUCUACAGCAACAACCUUGAGAUGGACGGAGAUGGGGCUUUUGAGGAGAAAGGCCAAGUCUAUCUCUAUCUCGCCGACUUAGAGGAUGACCUGGAUGACCCGGCACAGAAGCGUCCCCCUAGAAUUAUACGAAGUUUGGAGGCUCUGAUGAAAAAGGGCGGUGUCGGGGAGGAAGACCCUGGCGUUAUGAACGAAGACGAUGGUGUUGCGAAGGAAGAUGAUGGUGUUGCGAAGGAAGGUGACGGUGUUGGGAAGGAAGGUGAUGGCCUCGCGAAGGAAGAUGAUGGUGUUGACGGUAUCGUCAAGGACGCUGACAGUGAUCAACACGCAUUCAGUGACAUCUUCAGCCAAUGUGGAGGAGUGACUCCGAGGAUGGAGUCGGUUGAGGUCGGCUUGCUUUUCAGAGGAGACUAUUAUUCUGGAGCAUUGGGUUAUGAGGACUUUCCUCCUUUGAGCGUCGGUCGCUCCGAAGACAAACCCAGAAUGCAAAACCCAGAGAAGUAG
Messenger RNA from Exophiala spinifera, 1233 nucleotides. RefSeq lists its product as uncharacterized. Lineage: Eukaryota; Fungi; Ascomycota; Eurotiomycetes; Chaetothyriales; Herpotrichiellaceae. Bases 1 to 1233 code for a protein of 410 amino acids. The record is from RefSeq and is a predicted model, not a curated record. The transcript has a single exon.